UUUCCCUGGAGGAGGUGCUGGAGAGGGCAGGACGCGUUCACGAGCUUGGGCGGUCUGUUCGACAGAAUUACAAAUAAAACAGGAGCAUAAAAAUGAGCGGAACACAGAGCAGCAACUUAAAGUUGUGUGAAGUGCAAAGUCCAGAACGCGACUCGGGUAUGAGACAAAGAGUGAAUACAAUGAUGCAAAGUCGGGACAUGAAGCGGCAGGAGACGGGAUCUGGCUGCUUUAGCGGAUUCCUCAUCUGGAUGCUCUGGUUUCAGAUCUUACUAAGCGUCACUGAGGCGGCAAAUAUUCAGAUGCAACAAAUAGAUGGACGGGAUAGGAAAACUGGACCCUCACAUUAUAUUCGACAUUUUAAGAGCACAGUGAAUCUACUGACUGAAAGAGGACCAGGUGGGAAAGCGGUUCCUUUAUUUGAAAACAACACUUUCAUUUGGAUGGAGCCGAAUGAAAGCAUGUUCAAACUAGAGGACAACGGCACAUCCAUUGUUGUGCCUAGGAAAGGCAUAUACUUUGUGAAUGUGAAAUUAAAUUUUUAUAUACCUUCUGUACGGAAUUGUUCGGGACUGUUCAUAUUGACCAAUAUUAAGAUGUACCAUUCUUCUUACAAGGAAUGGAUAAAUGUCAUAAAAAACAGAGACACAAUGCAAUGUGUGGACCACUGGUAUCAGUCUGUUACUUUAACUAAAGUGGCCAAGUUUUUGAAAGGAACAAAGUUAAGAGUUGUCAUAAACCCAGACAGCUACAAGUUUUUAAUCAGGGAUGACAGCACUUACUUCAGUGUCACUCUUUUGUAGUAUGAUUCUUACUCUAAAGUGGAACCCAAAUCUCUGUGAUAAUAUUGGAUAAAGUUGGUUGAAGUUUUCCUAAACAUGUUGCUAUUAAAAUACUUAUACACUAUAUGUGCAAAUCACAGAGUAAUAAGAGACAGUUAUGUUUUAAAAUAGUAUAUUUCUUUGUAUUUUGCUUUUAGUAGAAGGUCUUUAAACUUCAUGUUCUCAUAAGGAACUCGUAUACUGAAUAUCGUAUAUUGAUUAAAAAGUAAGGCCUUCUUGUUAGUCUCUUUUAUGAUGUUAAAUGACCAGUUGGCAAUGGACAUGUUUUAUAUUAAAACGUCUUUUUGUGUUGAUGUUCCAUUGUGAUAAAUUGACAAUUCAAUAAAAUACAAUAAUAAAUAUA
Molecule: messenger RNA, 1182 nt
Organism: Silurus meridionalis
Lineage: Eukaryota; Metazoa; Chordata; Actinopteri; Siluriformes; Siluridae
Exons: 4
Coding region: 93-800 (235 amino acids)
Biological process (GO): immune response
Cellular component (GO): membrane
Molecular function (GO): tumor necrosis factor receptor binding
Source: RefSeq, a predicted model, not a curated record